Carassius gibelio (silver crucian carp) is the source of this 1160-nucleotide messenger RNA. Its product is annotated as CD9 antigen. The record is from RefSeq and is a predicted model, not a curated record. Gene Ontology annotation, cellular component: membrane. Lineage: Eukaryota; Metazoa; Chordata; Actinopteri; Cypriniformes; Cyprinidae. The coding region runs from base 124 to 816 and encodes 230 amino acids. The transcript is spliced from 8 exons.
CUCAGCGCAGCAGCAUUGAGCCACAGACGAGCAUCAAGGACAGACACAGACCUUUGGGAAAUUAAACAUCUGAGAACAACAAAACUUCUGUUGCUGUCUAUUAGAUUUAGAAACUGGAUUUACAUGAUGUCGAAGUCAGGCCUGUCCAGUGCAGAGCAGUGCAUCAAAUACAUGAUAUUCGUCUUUAAUUUCAUAUUUUGGCUCGCAGGUACAGGAGUUUUUGCUGUUGGUCUCUGGCUGCGUUUCGAUGAAAGAACCAAAGAAUUCUUCACUGGAGAAAAUGCUUCAACUGUAUUCCUCACCGGGGUCUACAUCCUCACUGUGGCAGGUGCCGUCAUGAUGGUGGUCGGGUUCCUCGGCUGCUGUGGAGCAAUAAAAGAAUCCACUUGCAUGCUGGGACUGUUCUUUGUGUUCCUGCUCAUCAUUUUUGCUGCAGAGGUGGCCGCUGGAAUCUGGGGAUUGUCCAAUCAAGACGAAAUCGUGUCUGAUGUCAAGCGGUUCUACACAGAGGUGUUCAACAACUACAGAGAGACUAAACAGGAAGCGCUGAGAGAAAGUCUGCGAGCCAUGCAGUACGGACUGAGGUGCUGUGGACCAUCAGGAACACUUUUUGAUGGAGCAAUCGAAACCUGUCCCAAAGAGGAGGGUCUUCGAAUCUUUGUCACAAAGAGCUGCCCAGACGCUAUUGAGGAGAUCUUCACCUCUAGGCUUCACGUGAUCGGAGGGGUUGGGAUUGGGAUUGGUGCGGUCAUGAUCUUCGGCAUGAUCUUCAGCAUGCUGCUGUGCUGCGCCAUCCGACGAACACAGGACAUUUGAGCUGCCGUCGCUGCUGCAGCCCAUCAUCUGCUCAGUAUUUAUCUGUGUCUGUAAAGGUGUGUGUGUGUGUGUGAGCUUGUCUGUGUUUGGAAAAGCACUUUUAACCAAGGCCAGCAUUAGUUCUCAGCUGUUACAGGUCAUGCAUAUGUUGAGUGGAUCAAUAAAUUGCACUUGAGUCUUUUUUUUCGACUAACAUUCAAUUGCCUCUUUGAAUGUACCUGUAAGCUUUUGCCAUUCUUUUAACAUUUUAUGUGGCUUAUUUUAUCUACCCAUAUGAGUGUCUGGAGAGAGUAACACCUACUGUAGUAAAUAACCAAUAAAGUUGAUAAGUAAUUGACUGAAAA